This is a messenger RNA of Hansenula ciferrii, 4092 nucleotides long. Its product is annotated as pH-response regulator protein. Gene Ontology annotation, cellular component: Prp19 complex; spliceosomal complex. Lineage: Eukaryota; Fungi; Ascomycota; Saccharomycetes; Phaffomycetales; Wickerhamomycetaceae. The transcript is spliced from 3 exons. Gene Ontology annotation, molecular function: protein binding. Gene Ontology annotation, biological process: mRNA splicing, via spliceosome. Bases 1 to 4092 code for a protein of 1363 amino acids. The record is from RefSeq and is a predicted model, not a curated record.
AUGGUUCCCGUCUAUGUGAAAGGUGGUGCCUGGUCUAAUGUUGAAGAUGAAAUAUUGAAAGCUGCUGUGUCGAAAUAUGGAUUGAAUCAAUGGUCAAGAGUAGCUUCCUUAUUGGCUAGAAAGACUGCAAAACAGGCGAAAGCCAGGUGGAACGAGUACUUGGAUCCAAGAAUAAGGACAUCGGAAUGGUCAGUGGAAGAGGAUGAGAAGCUUCUAAAUCUAGCGAGAUUGAUGCCUAAUCAAUGGAGAUCUAUUGCUUCGAAAUUUGGAAGAACAGCUACACAGGCUAUAGAGAGGUAUCAAAAGAUUCUUGAUGAUUCUGAAGGUGGUGAUGGUGCUGGUGAUAAUGAUUUGAAGUUAAGUGGUCCAGGUAUUGAAACUUUAGCUUCAGUAGGUGCUAAUAAGGAUUUAAAAAUCGGUGAUUUAAACGUUAAUCCUGAAACUAAAACUGCAAGACCGGAUGCUGUUGAUAUGGAUGAUGAUGAAAAAGAAAUGUUAUCAGAAGCAAGAGCAAGAUUGGCAAAUACACAGGGUAAAAAAGCUACAAGAAAAGUUAGAGAACGUAUGCUUGAAGAAAGUAAACGUAUCGCAUUAUUACAGAAAAGAAGAGAAUUGAAAAAUGCUGGCAUCAAUACCAAAUUAAAAGCUCCAAAGAAAAAAUUUAAAAAUCAAAUUGAUUAUAAUGCUGAUGUUGCUUUUGAACAUAAACCUAUUGGUGGGUUUUAUGAUACUACAGAAGAAUUAAAUAAUAAUGAACGAAUUUUAAAUAAUUUUGAACAAAAGGUUUCCAAAUCUGGUGUUAAAUCUGAUGAUUCAAAAUCUAAAAAGGAGAAAAGAUCAAGAGAUGAAAAAUCUGGAGGUGGUUCAAUUUCAAUUACUAAAGCUGCUGAAUUGGUUGAAACUAAAAGAAGAAAACUUGAACUAUCAAAACCUGUUUUCAAAGAUGACCAAUUAGUUACAGAUGAUGAUGUACAAAAACAUAUGGAUUCUCAAAAAUUGGAUAAUAGAAUAAAUGAUGCUGUCCAAAAGAUAAGGCAGGAACAAGGUAUUCAAUCUGCACUUUUAACUAAAAAUGAUGAAAUUGAUGAAGAUGAAGAUGAAGAGUCAUCUAAACAAGAAACACCAUCUAUUAAUGAAACUAUAGAUAAUGAAAAAGUUAAAACCAUUAAAGAUUCUUUGAAAACAAGGUUUGCCUCAUUACCUAAACCAAAGAAUGAUUUUGAAAUUAUUGAACCUGAAGAUGAAGAUAUAAUUAUGCAAGAUGCCAAUGAUGAACCAACAACAUCUACGGCAAUACCCAAGAUCAUUGAAGAUGAAGGUGAAAAAGAACGUCAAAGAAUUAAACAACAAGAAGAAGAAAAACAACGUAGUUUGCUGAGAAGAUCUUUAGCUAUACAGAAAGGGUUAAGUAUACCACAUUUGGCACCAAAUUUCAAACUUGAUAAAAUUUCUGAAAACCAUGUUCAAAACCUUAUUGAUAUAGAAUUGAUAAAACUUAUUAGAUCUGAUUAUUCAAAGACCAUUGAUAAAUCCUCCAAUGGUAUAAUACCAGAUUUAGAUGAUGUUUCAAGAGAAAAAAUUCAACAAGAAUUACAAAAAGAAAUAAAUCAAGAUGAAUUAAAUAAUUAUCAACAAAUUUUCAAAGAAUUACAUACCACUCAACAAUUAGAACCUAGUAUUGAUAAAUCUUUAUUAAUAACAGAAUUACAAGAUUUAGUUUCCAAGGCAAAUAAACUUGAAAAAAAAUUAGAUCUUCAAUUCGGUGGAUAUAUCAAAAGACAUGAAACUUUGAAUGAAUCAUCACAUUCAAUUUUAAAUGAAUUGAAAGAUACAGAUAGAGCUUUGGCUUCAUUCCAGCUUUUACAAAAUUCUGAAAAUAUUGUAAUUAAAUCAAGAACUGAAUUUUUACAAGAACAAGUUAAUAAAUUAGUUAAAGCUGAACAAAUUGGUCAAGAAAGAAAGACCUUGAAGGUUUCUUUCGGUGAUGAACUACGUGAUAUAAUCAACAAGGAAUUUUAUCAAUCUGCUACUGUUUUUGAAAAGGAUCUUCAAGAAAUUGAUACUCUAAGAAAUGAUAUCAUUGAUUUAGAAGUAUCUCCUCAAGAUCUUGCCUUGCUUAGAAGGUAUUAUAUCCAUUUGACUACACUAGAAAGCAAAUUCCCUGGUGAUUUAAUUGAAUUCCCAUGGUAUGGGACCCUUGGUUAUCAUGUUACUGGUCCAGUUAAGCUAAAAUCAUUUACAUUUGAAAGAAUCAACAUAUUGUACAAUAUUGCAUCAUUAUAUACCCAGUUGGCUUCAAAUGAAGAUUUAUCAAGUAGUGAAGGUGUCAAGAAGGCAUGUCUUUAUUUCCAAUACGCUGCGACUGUGUUUGGGUUCAUUAAUAAAGUUGCUGAACAAGAUACUUCAUUGAUUUUACCUUUAGAUUUACAAAAAGGAACCAUAGAUACUUUAUAUAAUCUUUCUUUGGCUCAAGCUCAAGAAGUUUUCUGGUUGAAAGCUACAAGAGAUAAAGUUAAAGAUUCAUUAGUUGCUAGAUUAGCAAUUCAAGUUUCAGAUUAUUACUCACAAACAUUAUCAUCAGCAAAUAGAAGUGAAGGUCUAAGAAGUGAAUGGACUCAUCAUAUAACAGUAAAGAAAUUCCAUUUCCAAGCUGCUGCUGAAUUUAGAUCAUCCUUAGUUGCAGUUUCAAACUCAAAUUAUGGUGAAGAAGUUGCAAGAUUACAAAAAGCUCAAAUAGCUAUUUCAAAUGCUCAACAAAGUAUUAAAUUCACUAGUAAUACUGUUAAAGAUGAUUUAUCUGGGUUAAAUGAAGUUGUUCAAGAUACUUUAAGAAGAGCUGAGAAGGAUAAUGAUUUGAUUUAUUUACAAGAAGUUCCUAAAAAAUUACCACCAAUUUCUAAUGCAUCUGUUGUGAAAGAAAUGGAUAUUAAAGAUAUUUCAAACCCUAAGGAAGCAUUAACAUCAGGUAAUUUUGGUAAACCUUUGUUUAAAGAUUUGAUGCCAUUUUCUGUUAUUCAAGCUGCUGAAGCAUUUCGUGAACGUCAAUCCGAAUAUGUUACCACUCAUGUUAUAUCACCAGUUAAAGCUUUAACAACUAUUUUAAAUAAAUUCAUAUUAGAAAGAGGGUUACCAGGUUCAAUCGAUGCUCUUGAUAAACCCCUAGCACUUCCUUCAAGUUUGUUGGAUCAUCAUCGUGAAAUCAAAGCUAAUGGAGGUGUUGAACGUAUAACAUCUACUAUUGAUGAUAUUCAAAGAUUAUCACUUGAAGGUGAACGUUUAAUAGAGGGAGCAAAAGAUAGAUUAAAAGUUGAAGCUGAAGAAGAUUCCCUGUUAAGAAAUAGACAAGGCUCAAAACAUUGGACUAGACCAACCUCAGAAGAAGCUUCUGCUCAUUUAAUUUCAAGAAUUCAAGAUCUUGAAAAUUAUUUGAAACAAGCUAAAAAGGGUGAUGAAACGAUAAGGACUCAAUUUUAUAAUAUUGAAGCACCUUUGAAAAUUCUUGCUUCAAGUGAAGAUAAACUUAAAGAGUAUGUACCAAAUUCUAAAACUGCCAAAGUUGAUCCAUCAUUGAAAAGAUUAGUCUUAAAUAUAAGAGAAGCUUUAAAUAGAGCUCAUAGAUUAGAAACUGAUCGUGAAAAUUUUAUCGAAACUGUUGAAAUUAAAUCAUUACAUUAUAAUAUCUUACCAAAAAUCAUCUCAGAAUAUAAAUCAAUUCAAUCAAAUGUCAAUGAUUUAAAAAUUGAAAUUAAAACAUUUGAACCAGUUUUCGAAAAACAUAUAAAAAAUUUCAAUAGUGAUAUUGAUUGGAUUGAAGAACAAAAAUUAAAACAACGUGAAAUUGAAAAUAAAAUUGAUGAGUUUAAUAAUCAAUUCAUACGUUAUAGAUCAACUAAUCAAUCAACAAAUAAUUCAAGAGAAGAAUCUUUAAAAUUUUUAGAUACUGUUUUCACAGAAUCAAGAGAUUUAAAAGAAAAUUUAUCACAAGGGUUGAAAUUUUAUAAUGAUUUUAAUUCAAAUUGUAAACAAUUGAUUGAAGACUGUGACAGUUUUGUUUAUGAAAGAAGACUUGAAGCAAGAGAUCUUGAGUUGUAA